Molecule: messenger RNA, 2262 nt
Organism: Symbiodinium sp. CCMP2456
Lineage: Eukaryota; Dinophyceae; Suessiales; Symbiodiniaceae
Source: the annotation of a GenBank genome assembly
AUGGAGGCACAGAAGCACCUGCGAGCGCACACAGGUGCCAGCGCCAGCGUUUCAGCCCCAGUCCCGCCAGCGGCUGGAAGCACUGCGGCCCCUCCAGGAGCAGAGUCCACUAUCGACCAAAGUGAGGGCAUCAGCCGUGAGCCGAGCCAGGGGCUUUUCAUCCUGGAGCUGAAGCACAGCGACGACAAGCAGAAUUUUAUCUACUCAUCAGAUGGCAUGCAGGUUAUCGACGUCUGCAAGAAGGUCCUGGAGCAAGGGCUUCAGAGCCUCGCAGAUGUUCCGCAAUUGGAUGCAUUGGUGGUACCACAGCUCUUCCGCACGGUGGUCCACAAGCAGGUGCUCAGCACCGUGGACGCCACCGAACCCUGGGUCGUCCAGAGACGGGAUGUCCUCGUGGGGAAGCUGGAGCGGACCCUGCCGGCUCUCUCUGAGUUCCUUCAGCUGUUUGAGCCUUAUGAAAGUUUGCUUCGACUGGACCCUGCUGAAUACGUCAAGGAGAAGUCUGCGGCAGAGAUCUCUACAGACGAGACCAAGCAGUUCAUUCUGGAGCACAUGGACGAAGAGCAGAAGGUGUUGGAUGCCAUCCCAGACACUACGGUGGUGGGGCUCUUCGAGAUCCACUGCUCUGAGAUCCGAAAGGUCUUAGCGAGUCGUCACCGAAAGAUCGUGGAGCUGUUGGAAGAGAUGCUGCUGAACCGUUUUCGGGACAGUGCUCAAGAAGUCGCGGACAUGUUCCAAGGCAUCUUUGCCCAGCUGCGCAAGGCGCCGAAGAACAUCGAGCAAUCCACCGAGCUUCGCGAGUUCAUGAGUGGAGUUCCCGGAGAGGUUUCCAAGGCUGCUCCAGACAUCAACAAGUGCAUACAGAUCUACACCGUCUUGGAGGGCUUUGCCGUGAAACUCACGAAUGAUGAUGCCUACCAGCGCUGGCGAGUCUUCGGUUGCCCAAAGCAGACUUUCGACCUCAUGGGGCAGGUGGAACACGAGCUGGUCAAAGCCGAAAAGGGCUACCUGAAGGAGAUGCAGCAGGAGCAGUCUGACUUCGAUGAGAACCUGGUUGAUCUGGCCGGCAUUGUGGACACUUUCGCGCAGUACUCCAGCCUGGCCAACAUCAAGGAGAUCUAUGAGAAUGUAGUCAGCGUCAACGAUCGCCUACGGGAGGCUUCGUCCCAGGCGAAGCUGUUCAACUCCCGUGAGGCGCUGUUCGGACAAGAGUCCUCCGACUACACACACCUGCAGCAGCUUCAGAAGGAAUGGGAGCCCUUCUCCCAGCUUUGGGUCACAGCGUACCAUUGGCUUGAAGAUUCCGAAAAGUGGAUGAAUGGCCCAUUCCACGAGAUUGAUGCCAAGUAUUGUGAGCAGUCUGUCACGACAGGAGCGAAGACCCUGUUCAAGACAGUGAAAGGGCUCGAAAAGAGGGAGGACGCCGGCAAAGUCUUGCAAAUCGCAAGAGACAUCAAGGGCCAGAUCGAUGCCUUCCAGCCUUACGUGCCCAUUGUCACAGGCCUACGCAAUCCGGGCAUGCGGGAGCGGCAUUGGACGCAGGUCAGCGAGCUGGUCGGGAACGAAGUGAAUCCCAACAUGGAGGAGUUCGCACUGAAGUCCUUCAUUUCUUUGGGCAUGCUGGACCACGUGUCUACGAUCAGUGACAUUGGCGAUCGCAGCGGCAAGGAGCUGUCGAUUGAGACGCAACUAACAAAUAUGAUGAGAGCGUGGGACAGCAUGAAAUUUGACUGCAGUGAGCCAUACCGCACCACGGAGACCUACAUCUUGAAAGGAGCUGACGAGGUAAUUGCUUUGAUCGACGAGCAGAUCGUGGUGACACAGGCAAUGCAGUUUUCUCCUUUCAACAAGCCGUUCAAGGACGAAAUCGAUGCUUGGGCUGAGAAGCUCCUGUACAUGUCGGAGUGUCUCGACGGCUGGCUCAAGGUGCAACGUGCCUGGAUGUACCUGCAGCCCAUCUUCGACUCCCCUGACAUCAUGAAGCAGCUGCCGACGGAAGGAAAGAAGUUCCGCCUCGUGGACAGCAAGUGGCGGCAGACCAUGGCGCGGCUGCAUCAAAACUCGGCGGCCCUUCAGGCCUGCUCCAUGGAAGGUCUUCUGGAAAUCUGGAACAACGCAAACGCUGACCUCGACAUGGUCCAGAAAGGCCUCGAUGACUACCUGGAGACCAAGCGGGGUGCCUUUGCACGCUUCUACUUCCUGUCCAAUGCACGCAUCCCAGCGCCGGCAGUGCUUGACUGCCUCGUGCGACUAGGCCACUGA